Molecule: messenger RNA, 167 nt
Organism: Amoebophrya sp. A120
Lineage: Eukaryota; Dinophyceae; Syndiniales; Amoebophryaceae
Source: the annotation of a GenBank genome assembly
GCAAGGAGAGGAAUUCUGAACCUGGAGAGCAACAAAAGGUACCACAAUAAUAACUUCCGCACAACGACGUCCACUGACAAUCGUCCAGCGAGGACAGGACCAGAAAAUAACAAGCAAGACAAAGACCAAGAACCUUUUCAUCUCCGCAGUUCAUUCGGGGGCCCGAC